AGCUGUUACUGGUCCGUUCCACCACGCAGUCAAAAAGUUCAUUUGUACCCGGAGAUAAGCCCGGGUCUAGUGAUAGCCCAUCAGUGAUCUUGCAGUUGUUUUCAUCAUUUUCGCUAGUGCCAGCUGACUGGAGAAAUCGAGUUUCAUCUUAUCGGGGUUCCAAAAGAAAUCCGCCCUGCACAACCUCGAACUUCUUUUGCCUUUCAAAGUUUGUUAUUUAUUUGUGUGGGGUUCUUCUCAGCAGAGUCGAGACUGGAUCAGUGCGAGUGGCUUGGUCCCAUCAUUUUUCUGUCGUGUACAGAAAAUGUUACGGUCAUUCGAUAUUGAUGAACAUUUCUCAGUAUUCACUGUGCGCUAUUCUGCGCCUAGUUUUUCCUCGGGCCCGUGAACCUUUGGUUUAGUGGGCCAUUCAUGAGUGCGCAUAUAUAUAAAACAAACACAUCAUACACAGGCAUUUCUGAUGCCUGAUAAGCAAUCAACUCGAUUACAUACUGUAUAUAUACAUACCAUGUCAUAGGUCAGACAGAGCACUCUUGUCCAAUUCCCGUUCUCAGUGACCAAACAGAUUAUCUUAUACCAACCGCUAUACAAACAACCACAAAAAAGAAAUGUAGAUUAUUACGUAAAUGUGGUGAUGGCGAAAAUAAGGUUUUUUAAAUAAAAAGGGCGACAGCAACGUCCUUGGAAAAUUUGAAAGAUCCUCGAAUGUUACAAGGAUUAUUUUCGCUAGCAUAGCAAUAAUCUUUCCUUUUAUAGAUGUUUGGUAUUAUAUACAUCCCACUACCAAAGAAUAAAAAAUGGAAUAAUCUUAUCUAAUUUGCUUCCUUAAAUCUGUCCGUCCAUCAAACGAGUUGGUGAAGCUGAACGAACGAAGUGCCUGAGGGGUGAUUGUCCGUGAGCCGGAAAAACCAGCUUGACAGGUUCCUCGCUAGGUGUCCUCGCUAGUUUUAUAAAUAAGGAGCUCUUUUGACAGGAUCAGAAAAGAGUGGGGGGGGGGGGAGAAGUAAGGGAGGAGUGCAGACCCUGUAUAACACGUUUCUAUAUUGUAACGAAAUCGAUAUCGGCGUGAAAGACGAGGGGGAGGAGUAAAAUGCGUGCACCGUCGCCGUGAACGUCCAUCUGGGUACUCUAUUUCCGGCCAGCAGGUGGGAGAUUGGGACCAGAGAAAUUUGGACAUUUAUCCUACUCAUGGAUUGAAUGUGCAAUCUGCAUCUAUAUAUGCUGGCAAGGCAUCACUACACCCAAAAUUAUUUUGUCUCACAUGACAAGAAUACAUUCGUCUGUGUGUGCACACAUCAGGAAUUUGCUCAACUGUUCCUUAAAAAGUAUAUUGAAUAUCGUCUGACUUGAAAUUGCUGUUAUCCAGCAUUAUCAAAAUUGCGUCGUGGCCGCGUCAAGCUAAAACUGAGAUCUUGGAUGGCAGAACCACUGGUGGUCAAGGAGGGAGACGCCAGCUUACGACUUGCCACUGAUUUACCUCGUUUCAACUGGCUGGAAUUGAAACUGAAUCAAAAACAAGAUGGACCGAACGGUGAUACCAGUGUUUGCUCUUCUUCGAGCAAUGACAGCCUCCCAAUCGUUCCGCUCAAAAUUCGCAUCUUGGAAAAGACGUCGUACGCUUCGAGGCUUCACCAGGGUCAUUCCGUUGCUCCACCUGCCAGCAAGGAACUAGACCCAUCAGUAGUAGUAGCUCAACAUAUAAAAAGAGAAGAAGCCUCAGUACCCAUUACAUGCACCUCAAGGUGGCCGCUCAAAAAAAGGCUCAUCCGUCAAGUCAGUCCAGUCGUCAGUCCAAUCGCUACACCGGUUGCGAGUCCAGCCGCCAGUCCUGUUAUCAACAAAGUAAUCAACCCAGUAAAAGUUAUGACGGCAAUUACACCUGACAACCCCAUUUGUGACCUCUCAAAGAUAAUAACCCAAGAUAGACUUCAGACAGACGUACGACAUAGUCCACCCGCUCAAAGAGGCCCCGUGAUUAUGAGAAAUGUACUGCCUCCGACGCCCCCUGCAUCCUCCGCUCCACCCGAAUUAAUGCCCGUCGACGCCGAGGAUCAAGACAAACCACUUGAUUUGUCGAAACGUGUAUUGGAACCACCACCUGCCCGGCACGAAGACAAAGCUGAAGUCGAAAUUAUCGCCAUGACGACAAGAGUAAACCACAAACAACCACCAGUUCGUCAGCCGGUUGGUUUCCAGCCGUUGCGACAGCGUUUUGCUCAAAAUCCAUCGGAAAUCCACAAAGUCCAACGUAACGAAAAGGAAGUUGUUGCCAAACCCAUUCGAGAGUAUACAAUUCAACGGAUUCCAUCGAUCCGGACAUCGGAAUCCUCUUUUCCUGACUGGAGCCGAAAUGUCCCUAGUGGCUUCCGCCCAUACAGAGAACAGCGGCCGCCCGUGCCGAUAGCCCCGAUGCCUGUGAAUAACAUCAUUCCGCCAUCGAGUAGACCAUUUGUCCUACCUCCGUUGCGUCCGCUGCCUCACCAUUGGAAAAGUCUUGUUGCUCAACAGCAACGCAACAUUGUAAUCCGUCCCGAAGUGCAGUUACAUCCGGUUGUUCCAGCUCAACCGUCAGCCGGCUUCGUAACCGGACCGCGACUAUUUCACCCUCAACAGGUCACGGCAUCGACAACAAAAAAAACUUUAUCGACGGCAUCUCAUCCCUUGACAACGCUUCCUCCCGAUUGGUCUCUGCGUAGCUGCGUCGUUUGUUCACGAAGAGCAGAUUUCCGCUGUGCCGGUUGUCAUGGAAACGCGUACUGCAGUACUCUUUGCCAGGCUAGGGAUUGGCCCAACCAUAGUCAACUUUGCCAACGCAACAGCUGACCUGGACGAAAAUGACUAAAAUUACAAAAUUGAUCACCCACCGUUUCACCUUUUUCAACAAAAUUUAUAUCUGUUUUUAUCUUUUAUGUAUUAUCGAUGUUGUUGCUGUGGUUUUUUAAAUGGAAAAAAAAAAACAAGUUUUGGUUUGAGAAACAAAAUGUUGUCAAUUGUCAAUGAAUUCCCCACACUUCUUCAAACGC
This is a messenger RNA of Daphnia pulicaria, 3023 nucleotides long. Its product is annotated as proline-rich extensin-like protein EPR1. The record is from RefSeq and is a predicted model, not a curated record. The coding region runs from base 1417 to 2823 and encodes 468 amino acids. NCBI's taxonomy places the organism in Eukaryota, Metazoa, Arthropoda, Branchiopoda, Diplostraca, Daphniidae. The transcript has 6 exons.